GUAUCCGUCCCGCUGGCCGCCCUGGUGCCACUGAUCUGCCUCCAAUCAGCCCUCUCAUUCAUCCCCCACCCACACCCCCUUCAUGCACAGCUUUCCCACAGGCCACCAGCGCGGCUCAGACGGCCUAGGCCAUCUUCCACCCUGCAGAUGUUCCUCUUUGGCGGCGGUGAGGCCAUUGACCGAGGUGGCCCGAACAGGCACCAGCAGUCUGCCUUCUUCGGCUCGUUCGACGCCCUGGAGAGCGAGGUGCAGCACUACCUGGGCGACAGGGAGCGGCAGAUAAUCACCGGCGCACCAGCAGCAGAGGGAGACCAUGGCAAUGGCGGUUUGCAGGCCUUCAUUAGGUGGCCGUUCGGGCGGAGCGAGAGGCAUCGUCAGGGUGACAGUGACGGCCAGCAGUCCCCCUUGUCAGCUCAGGAUGUUCGUGAGAGGCUUGCACGUGCUCCACUAGAGUAUGGGGAGUUGAGCCGGUAUGGGUAUGGGUAUCUGGUGGACCCUAUCAUGCGCUACCACGGCGGAUACAUCCGCGUGUCGCAGCGGCUGAACCUGCCUUACAUGUCGGCACAGAGGUGGCAUCCGGAGGUCCUCGUUGACCAGCUCAAUACAAGACUGCAGAAACAAACCGCCAAGUGGGCCUAAGAGUCAGGGAGUGAUGGGCAGAAUGAAUGGAUGGUUGGUGUUGGUUCGCUUGUUUCCCUGUUGCCUUUCAGUGAGGGUGGCGAGUCGAGUGUGUCGGAGCUGCCAUUCCUCGGUGAGCGAGCGGGACGCUCCCCCACAUACCCAUCCAUCCAUCCAUCCAUCCAUCCACUAUGCGUCGCCGUUUGUCUGCCUCCCUGCCGGCUAUGCAGCUGGUGCCCAUCAGUGGGUCAACAGGAGUGCGGACGCCCCUACCCGCGACAAUGGCCAGGUUUCCGACGGUCUGGGUGUGGUGCUGUACCCCAAUGUCGGCGACGUGGUGCUCUGCCCAAUGGCUGACGGAUACUCACUCGCACAGGCACGUUUGCACUUCUAUUGCUUGGCAGCCACCAGCUAGCUAUGCAAUGCUGCGUAUGUGGGGUGGAUGGAUGGAUGGAUGUGGAUCGUUUCAUUCAGGUGCAGAGGUUGCGGGAGAUGGAGGGCGGGGUGUUUGUGGCGACGGUGCAGCGGCUGGUGAGAGACAAACAGUCGGGCCUGUACAAGCCUGACAGGAUGGACAAACCCGCCACUAGGGUACGAGCAAACAAACACACAGAUUCACACGGAGAGAGGGAGGGGCAAGCCACAGACAGUGAUGUAUGUACAUGUAAGAUGACGGACGGGCUGUCUGUGUGUGUGUGUGUUCAGAAUGUGGAGGAGCUGUGUCCGGUGCGUGCCUACUACAUCAUGGGCAAGCAGGCCUUCCAGGCACAAAACGCACCAAACACACACAGUGCACACACACACGGGCAUCAAUAUUUAUUGGCACAUCCAUCCGUCUGUCUGUCUGUCUGUCUGUCGUCUGUCGUGUCUCACUCAGGUUGAGUUUGACAGCGACACAGAGGAGCGGCCAGCACUGGUGGCCGGCAGAUACACGUGAGUAAAUCACUGACUCACCCAAUUGCUCAUCAGAAAGAAAGAAAGAAAUCCACACCAUUAUCCAUCCACUCUUCCUUCCCCGCCCUCGCUCUCCCUGUCUCUCCCUUGCUCUCUCAGGAUCGAUGCAGAUCUGGUCAAGGCCUCUGGUGUCGGCCGUGAGGUGCUCAACCAGCGGGCCUACGACGAGUACCUCAACGACUACCGAGUGCUCAAGGAGGACCUCAUCGUCAAGGCCGUCUAUUCGGGCAUCGCGGGGUUCGUCCUGACCGACCUCACCUUCGACCUCCAAACGGCUCUCAUAUUCCUCAUCGGCAACCUCUUUGGGACCGGUCAGCGAACGGCCGACCGAAAAAGCCAACCAACAAACACAUAGAUACAUCUAUCUGCCGUCAUGUGUUUGUUGCAUUCCGUUCCUUGUGUGGUUAUCCCUCCAUCCAUCCCUCCGUCCGCCACCCACUCAGCGUACCUUGGUCUCCUCGAGGCCGGGACGGACACCUUCGGGACGCCCGAAGCACAGGGACCUCUUGGAAGGCUGUCCAACAUCAGGUCAGUCGGUCCCGUCAGUGGACGAGGGGGUGAGUGAAUGUGUGAACGAGUGGUGGGGAGGGGGGCCGUCCGCUCACUCCUUCCUGCGUUGUUUGCUGCUUGUGUGGCAGGUUGGCGCUUCCCGUGCUGCUGAUGGUGACUCUGACGCUCUACCGCUCGGCCACGGAGGGCGGCUCCUUCAUCCAGGACAACUACCUCACGUGGCUCACCAGGGAACAGUUCUUCGCGGGCAUCAUCGGAUUCCUCUCAUACAGGUGUGCUAUAGGCCCAAAACAUACGGCACUCAAACACAACGUACAUGGACAAAAGAGCGAGCCGAGCCGGGCGUCCACCAUUCCCUCUCCUUGGUCUGCCAUGUGCCACGCAGGGUGCCGUUCAUUCUGAUGGCUUUGCAGAGUCUGUUUGGCGGGCCCGACGGGCAGAAGAACAUCCCUGGGUCGAUCGGAGGUCUCGCCAGGAUCAACGACGUGAGCGACAGACGCACACACGCACUCGCACAUUCACCUGAGUCAUACGCCACACACCUGCCCCUCUUCCCGUCCCCUGCUUUUUUGGUCUGCAAUCAAUGCAUGCAGUAUCUGUCAGAGAAGCGUCGUGGGCGGGAGCAGCCCAACGCCGCGCAAAUGGAGCUGGAUGCGCGCGACAACAAAAGGCAGCCGCCGCCCUCCUCUGCGUCCUCUGUGCCCUUCUUCGUUCCCGUGGCGGUGCUAUCGGGCCCCAUCUGUCUGGGUCGCACAGACGUCUUAUCGGAUCUGAUGGCUCUUGACGACCGGUUCGCCAUGCCGACAUGGGUGACGCCCGACAUAGACCACUCGCCUUUGACAAGGAGUACAUCCGGGAGGUCCCGGGAGCUGGAGGGCAUGCAGGCGCCCCCAAUGCCGCAGGAGGUGCUGAGUAUGAUGCAGGCUGGCGCGGCUGGUGGUGGUGGGGUGGAGAAGGUGGGAGUUGGCGAGUUCUGUGAGGGCAUGGAUCUGAUGACGGCUGAUGGGAAAGAUAGUACUGGUGACCUGCAUACUGCUAGGGGUGGUGCUGGUGAUGGCGAUCGGCAGCUGGUGCUGGUGCGGAGGGGGCCAGACGGGCGGCUUUAUGGACUGAGGCGCAAAGAGAUCAUCGACACCGCAAGACGGUGAGUAAGACGGUCGUCGGUCGGCCAACACAUGACACCACAACAGGCAACCAGCACGUGUGUGUGCGCAUGUUGUUUGUGUGUGUGUGUUCCACAUACACAGGGGCCGUAUUCCUUUGAUAGAAUGCGAUCCGUCCUCUCUCUUCAAGCUCAAGGGUCUGGGUGACGACAUCCGCCUGGUGACCAUUUGGGUGACCCUGCCCUCACAGAAAGACAUGGAGGCACGACUCAGGCAACAGGUGGGUAUUCAGUCAUAGACGUAGAAAGAAAGAAAGAAAGAAAGAAAGACAGGCAGACAGACGGACAGACAGGUCGACGAGCACUCCCCUCCCCUUGUGCAUCCGCCCACGUCGAUCAUUGCAUCUUCUGUUUGUCAACGCCUGACUGCGUGACUGGCAGGUGUUCGGCCAGGUCCCAAUACAACACGAGACCUUUCCUCCUCCCCACAGUAAUCGCACAGACACCGCCAGUAGCAGCAGCCACACAAGAGGCGCAAUCGGUGAGGGCAAUGACAACAGUACAUCAUUAGCAUCAUUGCGUGGGGUGGGUCAAGAGUUCGAGAGGCGUCGGGAAGAGAUGCUGCAUGAGGUCCAGGUGGGGCUGUUGAGCGGGCUGGUCGACUACUACGUGUACAAUUCACAGGACAGCUCGACCAAUGCGGCAAGGCAGGCAAGAGACUGUGUCGACAACGCACUCACAAACACAUAGAUACUUACGUGGAUAGAUAGCCCAACGAACCAACCGACAAACAGCC
This is a messenger RNA of Vitrella brassicaformis, 3980 nucleotides long. The record is from the annotation of a GenBank genome assembly. NCBI's taxonomy places the organism in Eukaryota, Vitrellaceae.